Prorocentrum cordatum is the source of this 4587-nucleotide messenger RNA. The record is from the annotation of a GenBank genome assembly. NCBI's taxonomy places the organism in Eukaryota, Dinophyceae, Prorocentrales, Prorocentraceae.
AUGUCUUGGCUGGGCCUCCCGGAGGGCUUGCUGGGAGUUCUGGACCGCUGGGGGGUGCCCGCGCUGCAGGCCUGGGUCGCGCGCUGCCCGGCGACCGACAUCCCGCCCUGCCCCGCGUGCCCGGCCUGCCCGCCGUACCCUGCGGCGACCGUGGGCGCCACCGCGAGCGCGGUGGCCUUCGCCUGCUUGGCCGCAGGCCUCGCCGGGGCCUCGUUCGGCGACGUGGGCGCGAUCGCGGCGCUGCGCCUUCGGGGGCCGCUCCGCUUCACGGCCGAGUCGCGGGGCCAGGGCACGGCGCCUGCUGGAGGGGUUCCCUCGCGCCUGGCGUUGGCGGCUGCCGCUGAUGGCGGAGGCGUGGGCCUGGGUGUUGUACAACGUGGCAGGCGCGCCGCUCUUCCACCAGAGGAGGGUGGUGGGGUCAUCAUCGUCACGCCUGACGACAUGGUCUACGCGGAACGGCUGUUGGCUGCUGGGCCCGACAUCGCCGCGGGGCGCUUCUCGGCGGUGAGGUGGCCGCCCCCUCCUGGGAUCGCUCCCGAGGCGACCUACAGGUUCGGGAGGGCGCCCUCGGCGGAGCGCAAGGCUGCCUGGCUCGCCGCGGCCACCGCCGAGGCGGACUCCGAGUUCGCGCGGCGCCACCCUGGAGCUCCGCUGCCUGCUGGUGGUGCGCUCAUCUCGAUGAGCGGUGGGCUGCUGCCUGGAGCGCCCGCGCCCGCGGCGGCGGUGCCAGCCGCCGUGCCGGCGCCCGCGGGCUGGGCGUGGGUGGUGGCUGAUGACGUCGUCUCGUUCAGCUUCGGGACGGUGGUGCAGGUCGGCCCGAUCCCUGGCAUCGUGCUGGCGGCGAGGGCUGGCAGGCGCGGCAUCGUUACGCUGGGCGCUGGCGUGUCGGCGGUGGCCUUUAUCUUCGAGGACUGGAGACGGGCCGACUUCGCGUCGAAGUGGCGCGGGUCCGCUCCUCGGACGACGGCUUGGCUUCCUGGCAGCGUGGGCCCGCGCAGCUGGCUCGCCGUCGCCGAGACCGCGAAGGAGGUGGUGGAUCCGCUCUUCGUGCUGCAGCCGCGCUCGGCCUCCUGGUGCGUGUCCUGGCUGCUGCGCGAGGGAGGGCCGAUCCAGCAUCGCGAGAGCUGGAAGGCGCGGAAGCGGCUCAGCACUUCGGACUACGGCGUCGCGGAGCACCACGCGUUGAGCACGGUGCUGGAGGACCUCGCGACGAUCGACGAGGUGAACGUGGCGAACCUCGUGGGCGUCGAGCGACUCCUGCGCAGGAUGCAGCUCAUCGAGCACUUCUUGGAGGAGAAGCAGCGCGAGCAGGGCGCAUCGCAGCAGAAGCUGGCGCAGGAGGAGAUCAGCGCCUUCAUGGGCGGGGCAGGGGCCUCCAGCCGCCCGUGCAGCACGGCCUGCCCCGCGCCCCUCGCCGCGGUGGGCAAGGAGCUCGAGCGCGUCAGUCAACUGAAGAAGAACGCUCACAAGCUUCGCGAAGAAGCGAAGGCCGCCCCCGGGGCCGAAGCCGGCGCGGUGGCGUGGGCGCGGAGCGGCAGCUGGACAUCUUUCCGCUGUCAGUGCCUGCUGCCGCUGACCCCGGCGGACUGGCUGCUGGGCAGGGAGCUCCAGGCUGCUCUGUCCUACGACGGCGCCCUGUCGACCAGGGCGGAGGUGAUGGGCGUCUCCCGGCCCUCGCUGCCGCCUCCCUGUAACUGUCCUGUCGCGCUGGGGCGGCUUCUGGAGUCCGAGGUGUUUGAUUCCGUCUAUCGUGAUAUUUCGGUUAAGGUCUUGCCAAAGACCGAAGUUUUGCAGUUGAAAAGAGAUGCUGGCUUCGGGGGGCCCUGCGUGGGUCCGAUUCUUCGAGACCGUCAUCAUUACGCCGCGCUGGUGCUUCGUUUGCUGGAGGCAGGCGUGAUCGAUCUCGUCGGCGACCCCAUCGAGGUGAUGUACGAGGUGGGUCUCUUCAGCGUGCCCGGGAAGAGUGGGCGGCGGCGACUCGACGUGGGCGCGCCGCCCGCCAACUUCUUGUUCAGCGACCCCGCGGACGUGCAUCUGGCCACGGAGGCGGCGCUGGCGGCGAUCGAGCUGCCCGAUGGCGCGAGCCUGUGGGCGGCCUCUGCAGACGUCGCGGACGCCUUCUACAACGUGGAGCUUCCGCACGCUUGGCGGCCUUACUUCGCGCUGCUGUGGCCGCGUCUUGCGGUGUUGCCCAUGGGAUGGACCCGCGCGCUGGCCGUCUGUCAGCGGGUGUCGGAGUCGGCUGCUGAUCGGGCGGGGCUGGCGUCGGCGGCGAGGGUGGUGGACCGCCAGAUCUGCCCGGGCUUGGCUGGCGGUGCUCACCUCGAGUACGUCGACAAGUUCGCCUCGCUCUCGCUGGAUCGCGACACCGCCGAGCAGAUGGAGAACGACAUGGUCGCGACGCUGCGCGAGAGCGGGGCGUGGCGCCUGAUCCUCGCCACGCGGGCCCUCCUGGACAUGCCGAAGGUCUCGGCGCAGCAGGAGAGGCCGCUGCUAUCCAUCUUCUCUGCUGUCUACCGCUUCGCCGCCAAGGCGGGCGAGGCGCCGCGGCAGUGGUGGCCCAGCAUGUGGCGGGAGCUGGCGUGGGCCAUGGGCGUCGUGCCGCUGGCCUUGGCGGACCUGCGCGCCGAGUGGCCGGGGCGAGUCCCGUGCGCGGAUGCCUCCGAGAGGGGCCGAGGGUGUUUGUGUGCGCGAGAGUUUGACGCAAGCAUUGUCCAGAGGCUUGGUCGUGUUCAGGAACGCUGGCGCUUUCGCGACCCCGAUGCGAAGGCCCCUCGGGGGCAGCUCAUGAUGCUUUUGGAGCCCAACGAGAGCCUCAUCGACACCGAGCCGCCGUCGAGGCCGAUUGACUUCGGUAGCUCGCAGGCUCCCGCAGAGCCCUUCGACAUCGUGAGGAUGGCCCGCAUCUGCCGUCGGUGGGCCGCCAUUGCCGUUGCGGGCGGCAUCGGCGCGGCACUGCGCUGGAUGCCGUCGGAGGCGAAUCCAGUGGACCUGCCGUCGCGCCGGGCCCUUCGUAUAGGGGCGCGGCUUCAGUGGGAUGCAGUCGCCAGUCUGGCCGCGCAGGAGCCCCGCUCUCCCGGCGGCGACGGCGCGAGGCCGACGCGGAGCCGCCGUGGCGCGGGCCCUCGCCUGAAGGCGAAGGCAGCCGAGGCAGCGGCCAGGCGCGCGGGCAGGGCAGCGGCAAGGGCGCCUGAGGCCGCCUCCCUGCGGGCUUCUGCGGGCCACGCGCUGAGAGCCCUCUCCGUGACGGUCGCCGCGAGGGCGAAGUACCUGCACCAGUGGGAGGAGUUCGCGCUUUGGCUGGCGACCGCGUCGGUUGCGCUGCGUGCCGAGACGGCCGACGACCCGCUGGCGCAGUGGAUGGGCCAACAGUAUGCCGAAGGCUGGAACCCCGAGCGGGGCGCGCGCAUGCUGGCGACGCUGAAGUUCAUGAUGCCGCAGUUCGCUCGCAGGGGGCUGGGGCUGCCGAAGGCGCUGCAGUCUCUGCGCGGCUGGAGGAGACGGGUGCCUGCGCGUGCCGGGCUCCCGCUGCCCUGGGAGGUCGUGGCCCUCGUCGCGGCGAGGCUGAUCGACGUGGGCCAGACGCGCGCGGCGAUCUACGUGUUGGUGACCUUCGCGGGCUACCUGCGCCCGCCCGAGGCUCUCAGGGCGCUGGGGUCACGCCUGAUCCCGCCGGCGCCCGGCGGAGCCUGCGGGGGCUGGUCGCUGGUUCUUCGCCCGCGGGAGCUGGCGGUGCCGAGCAAGACGCAAGUCCGCGACGAGGUCAGCGCCCUGUUCAAGCAGGCGGCGAUCGACGCUGGCGUGGAGGUGCUGGUUUUGCAGCUGUGCCAGCUCAGGCACUCGGGCCCGUCCGUCGAGCUGGCCCUCGCGCUGCGGGCCCCGGCCAGCGCGAAGCUGCGAGGGCGCCGGAGGUCCGGCUCCUCGGUCGCCAGGUACCUCGAGCCAGGCCGCGUAAACGAGCAGAUGCAGAGGGUGCGCCCCGCGGUGCAGCGCGCGGCCCUGCUGGUCUUCUCGGGCGAAGGUAUCUUGGCGGCCGCCCUGCGACGUGAGGGCGCAUUAGUGAUCGAGUGGGGCAUCGCCUGGGGGCCCGACUGGGAUCUCACCGUUCCCAAGGUGGCGAGGCUGCUGCGAGGGUGGCUGGAUGCUGGUCUGAUCUGGGGCAUGCGCUUCGGCGUCCCGUGCCAGACCUGGACGAGGAUCAAGGGCGCGGGGCCGCUGAGACCUCCAGGUGAAGCGGGCUUGUGGCCGAGUCGCCUGAGGUCCGACGCGGAGAUCCGGGGUCUGGCCGCAGUGACCCAUCCAGAAGAUAGGGCUCAUAUUGAUAUGGCCAACAAGCUUGUGACAUUUUGCGAGGGGCUCUGGGCUAGUUGUAGGCGCGUGCAUAUCCCGUUCGCUAUUGAGAAUCCAGCUAUGUCGCGUCUCUGGCUCGUUCCAUCGCUCCGGCGUCUUCGAACGCAGCCACGCGUGUUUUGGGCGGCCUCGCACUAUUGCCAUGGCGGAACUCCUUGGAAGAAGCCGACAGGGCUUUUGGGAUUCCGCGUAGAUGUGUCAGAGCUUGCUUGCCAGUGUUUGGGCUCGCGAACUUGA